Molecule: messenger RNA, 2255 nt
Organism: Physcomitrium patens
Lineage: Eukaryota; Viridiplantae; Streptophyta; Bryopsida; Funariales; Funariaceae
Product: SEC1 family transport protein SLY1
Biological process (GO): vesicle-mediated transport
Source: RefSeq, a predicted model, not a curated record
AGAGAGGAGUGCUUGUGUGUUUGCGGGGAAGAUACUCGCGGGAAUCGGGAGGGAGGGGACGCAAUCGAGAGAGAGAAAGAGAUCAGACUGCGUACUACUGAAUCGAGGAGGCACGGGUGGGUGCGGAGGAUAGUUGCCCAGGAUUACAGCCAUGGCGCUUUCGCUGAGGCAGAAACAGCUCGAUGCGGUGGUUCGGAUGCUGAAUCUUAAUCACCCAGUCUUAAGUGGGGGCACAGCAGACGAAGAGGUAUACAAGGUGCUGAUAUAUGACAAUUUCUGUCGCGACAUUCUGUCGCCGUUAAUUCGCGUCAACGAUUUAAGGAAGCACGGCAUCACACUGUACCUGGGCCUAGAUAAGGAGCGACAAAAUGUGCCUGAUGUGCCAGCGAUUUACUUUGUUCAACCACUGCAGGCAAAUAUUCAAAGAAUAAUUUUAGACGCAUCUCGUGGGAUGUACGAAGCUUUCCAUCUCAAUUUUUCGUCAUCCCUGCCUCGACCUCUCUUGGAGGAGCUAGCCACAAAUACACUCAGAACAGAUUGCUUGCAGAGAAUCGCAAAGGUUUAUGACCAGUAUCUUGAGUUUGUGACACUUGAAAAUGGGAUGUUCUCUCUUGCCCAGCCACUCUCGUAUGUGCAACUUAAUGACCCUGCUGCCCAAGAACAGGACGUGGAGGCCGUGGUUGAAAACAUUGCUAAUGGGCUAUUUUCUGUUCUUGCGACUUUGGGAGUAGUCCCAGUGAUCCGAUGUGCAAGUGGUGGACCAGCAGAGAUGGUAGCUAGUGCCUUGGACUCACGUAUACGAGAUCAUCUGGUUUCGCGAAACAAUCUGUUCACAGAGGCUGGACAUAUGGGCACUUCUUUCCAACGGCCUGUUCUAUGUUUGUUUGAUCGUAAUUUUGAGUUAUCAGUUGCCGUCCAGCACGUUUGGAGCUAUCGUCCACUUGUCCAUGAUGUUUUGAACAUGAGGUUGAAUCGUGUUACUGUUCAAGGUGAAGGGGGCACUUUAGGCUUGAAGGGAAAGAAUGCUGGGAAAACGUAUGAACUUGAUGAUGGUGAUUCGUUUUGGGUUGCUAAUGGGAACGCUGUGUUUCCCCAAGUAGCUCAAGAAGUUGAGGUUCAAUUGAGCAGGUAUAAGCAAGACAUCGCGGAGGUAAACAAGAAAACAGGAGGUGAUGCUGAAGAUUUCGAUGAACAAGAAUUGAUGGGUAACACGAAGCACUUGAUGAAUGCCGUGAACUCUUUGCCAGAGCUUACUGAAAGAAAGAGGACGAUUGAUAAGCAUACCAACAUUGCCACUGCUCUCUUAGGGGAAAUCAAGAAUCGUUCUCUUGACAGCUUCAGUUCGAUUGAGGAUGAAAUGCUCUCAAAAGGCAGUGUUGACAGAGGUCUCAUUGCACAUCUGAAAGGUAAAGGCUCCAAAAAAGAUAAGUUAAGGCUAGCUGUUGUAUACCUGCUCGCAGCAGAAACCACAGUUCCAGCAGAACUUGAAGCAGUUGAAGCAGCUCUUCGAGAAUGUGAGGUCGAUCCUUCAGCAUUCCUGUAUGUCAAGAGGAUCAAAUCCCUAAACGUUUCGUUGUCCUCUGCGCAAGCUGCAAGCAAGAGCAAUCUUGGUGGAUGGGGAGGGCAGUUCUAUGAACAGGCAUUGAUUUCAAUUACGGCAGGGGUGAAGAAUCUACUCUCAGGGGGUAGGCAAGCAGCUCUUAUCCGCGUAGUCGAAGCUCUGAUGGAAUCUAAACCAUCUCCUGAAACAGAUUCUUACCUCACAUUUGAUCCACGAGCUCCUAAAGGAUCGGCUGGUGCUGGUAGUGUUUCUAAAGGACCCUUCAAAGAGGCCAUCGUUUUUAUGAUAGGGGGAGGGAAUUACCUGGAGUAUGGAAGUUUGCAAGAGUUUGCUAAGCGACAGCAACCGACGAAGAACAUUAUCUAUGGAACCACUGAGAUAUUAUCUGGAGAAGAAUUCAUUGAGCAACUGGCUGUGUUGGGUAGAAAGAUGGGGGUUGGAGGAUCUACAGCUGCCUCCUCUUCCUAGAACAUUAAAAUAUUCUGUCUACCCAUCCCCUUAUUUUUUUGUUAGUAUUCAUUUUCACUGGUUGGGGUGUUCUUGUAGUCAGAAGGAUGUUGAUCCGCUGCAAAGGUCACGCUACUUUGUAAGUUCACAGAUGAAGGUAGCUUAAAAUGGCAUGUAUGAGAUACUUAGGAGAAUCUGUAAUCUUUGGGUAUAUAAUGGGAGCUCUUCGAAAUUUUUAGCUGCUUUA